Molecule: messenger RNA, 1468 nt
Organism: Cantharellus anzutake
Lineage: Eukaryota; Fungi; Basidiomycota; Agaricomycetes; Cantharellales; Hydnaceae
Product: mitotic checkpoint regulator, MAD2B-interacting-domain-containing protein
Exons: 4
Coding region: 33-1202 (389 amino acids)
Source: RefSeq, a predicted model, not a curated record
CACAAAACGUGACCAUCAGCCUCACCACAUCCAUGCCCUUGCUUGACUAUACUAGCGACGAUGACAGCGAUGCUGAAGUAAAAGUACAGGCUCCAUCCGAGCCCAUUUCUGAGCCAGGGCCAGGGAAAUCUCCCGACAGUGAGACUAACAAGGGUCUCGCCAAAGGAGGGCCAAGGUCAAAUCGGCGACGUGACGGCCCUGUAAAGAUCAAAGUGGACCUUCUGAAGGCUGUUGACUCGGAAGACGCAUCGCAUACUACCCCUCAUAAGAAGCUGAGAGCAGAUGUCAAUCCGCUCUUACGAAACAGAGGUGCUGGAGCAUCCUCGCUGCUCUCAAUGCUUCCUACCCCCAAGAAAAUGGCUAUUGACCACCAAAAGCCUACUGAGGCCCGGGGAAGGGGAAUGAAAGAAUCUAGUAGCCAAAUUAGUGCAGAAUUGAUAGACAAUGACACAUUCCUCGAGAUACCAAAUCCCAAAAUGAUUGAAGCUCAAAACGCUGCGCCUUCUGGAUUGUUCAUCCCACCCUCCAUAUCCCGUUUGAAGCCUCAGCCCUCCACGUACCCAUUACAUGAGUUGUUGCCUAAACCCAAAACCACUCCCCCAUCAAAACUCGAUCCAACAAAUUUCUUUUCACUUGGGUCAGUAACGGCCUCCUCGACUACGUUAUCCUCGGAGACGACACCCUUGGUCCCGGUCUCCACCUCUUCCGCUCCCGUGGUUAAAGAAUUUAUCCCCCCAGAGCCUAGUUCCACUGACCCAUACCUGGGAUACUACCAGAAGCCAUCUGGAGAGUGGGCCGCUUAUGAUCCAGCAUAUUACAAAACAUUCUGGGAACGGUGGCAACGCGAAGCAUACGGAAACCCUGAUGAUCCAAGCAGCAAGGGAAAAAGAAAGGACAGAGAGUGGGAGACAGGCGAUGGACAGAUAAUUGAGGUGGAUGCGGGAGAGGAAGCUAAGAGAGGACAAAUUGCUGAGAGGGAGACAAGGAAAAACCUGACUGGCAGCGCGGCUGCGUUAGCUGCCGUACAUGGAGAUGCAAAGCCAAGAAUGAAUAUUCAAGCGAAGUCUCAUGGGCGGGCUCGCCAAAGGGGUCAAUUAUCGUCGUUACUUGUGGAAGCCUACGAGAAUCGUGCUGCGAUCGAGGAGAAACUUGCUGAGGCGAGAAGGAAUAAGAAAGAAGCAGGAAAUAAAUACGGAUUCUGAUAUUGUCGGUGCUCCGUGUAUGGUUGUAUUUUAAAGUACAUUACAUUUGGAUAGUUGCUUCCCAGAUAUUGUUGAAUUCGCUGACUUCGAUAUAAUCAAGGGUGCACACGGCAAUGUUCAGCGUAUUCAUGUUCUGGGAUUCUUAUGAGAAUGUGGUCAGAUUCUCAGAAGAGGCGCGCGUGCGGAGAAUAUGCGGCUUGACCACUUGAUAACCCACGGACACCAUGCAUGAGUGCAUCGCGAAGGCUUGGCGGGCUCGUCACAGU